Molecule: messenger RNA, 2400 nt
Organism: Papilio machaon (common yellow swallowtail)
Lineage: Eukaryota; Metazoa; Arthropoda; Insecta; Lepidoptera; Papilionidae
Product: peroxisomal acyl-coenzyme A oxidase 3
Exons: 13
Coding region: 194-2257 (687 amino acids)
Biological process (GO): fatty acid beta-oxidation using acyl-CoA oxidase; lipid homeostasis
Cellular component (GO): peroxisome
Molecular function (GO): fatty acid binding; pristanoyl-CoA oxidase activity; FAD binding
Source: RefSeq, a predicted model, not a curated record
CUUCGAAACCGAAACGGAACGAUAUUCGACCAAUUGAAACAAUUAAUAAUUGACUUAUCACAAUUCAGAACAGACGUUUCCUCGCUUUUAAAGCACGCUGUUCAAUGCUAAUUUUCAGUCUCGUUUAAACCGGCAAGGCGUUACUUACUUUUAAUUUCAAAUAGUAACAGCACUUCAAUUUACACAAAGGAACAUGGAAGACCUUAGUUUUAUCCCAGAUCUCCUUAGCGGGCCCCUGGAUGUUUAUAGAAACACCGCAUCGUUUAAGUGGAAACGCCUUAAACUGUCUUUGGAAGGAGACCUCGAAUUAUUAAAACUUAAAUACAAAAUAUGGCACAUCCUAGAAAGGGAUCCGUUGUUUGCUCACAACCAAGUCACACCAUCUGUGGAAGAACAGAAGCGUAUAACUCAACUGCAACUUAAAAAAAUCAAUGAAUACAAGUUUGUUACCAAGGAAAUUUUCAAUUCUAGGUACAGCAAAAGGACUAGAGCUAUAAUGACGAUUAACGAAGCGGUGCAGUCGCUGAAUCCCAGCGUCUCAGUAAAAAUGGCCAUCGGAAUCUAUCUAUUCUCCAAUGCACUACUCUCUCUAGGCACUGAACGACAUCACAAGUUCUAUGAGGCAACCAUACUGAAUAGAGAGAUCCUGGCGAGUUUCGCACUGACGGAGAUCGCGCACGGAUCUGACGCACGACUGAUGCGUACGACUGCGACUUAUGACGCGACGCGACGAGAAUUCGUCGUGCAUACGCCCGACUUUGAGGCCGCUAAAUGCUGGGUUGGUAAUCUAGGCAGAACGUGCACACACACUCUGCUGUUCGCGCAACUGAUCAUGCCCGACGGCACCAACCAUGGACUGCACGGCUUUGUGGUGCCCAUCCGAGACCCAGACACUCUCGAGACCUACCCCGGUCUCGUGGUAGGGGACAUGGGCGAGAAGAUUGGCGUUAACGGUAUUGAUAACGGGUUCAUAAUGUUCAAUCAGUAUCGGAUACCGCGCGAGAAUCUGUUGAACAGAGCAGCAGAUGUUACCGAGGACGGACAGUACGUCAGCUCAUUUUCAGACCCUUCCAAAAUACUUGGGGCUGCGUUAGAAAAUUUAUCAGCAGGUCGUAUUGGCAUAAUGCAGGAGAGUUGUCACUCUCUGGCGAGUGCGGUGACCAUUGCUGUAAGGUACGCGGCCACACGCACACAGUUCGGUGAACAGGACAAUGAGAUACCCCUCAUCGAAUACGAUUUACAUCAAUGGCGUCUGUUCGGGUACGUAGCGGCGGCUGUCGUGUUCAGAAUAUACAUACAAAGUUUUGCACAAGUCUACCUCAAUAUUGUAGAAAAGUCGCAUAUGGGUGAAAAUGUUGACAAUUUGAGCGAGGCUGUGUCUGAGAUCCACGCGAUGGUGUCGUGCAGCAAGCCGCUGCUGACGUGGACCACGAUGGAGGCUGCACAGCAAUGCCGAGAGGCUUGCGGAGGACAUGGAUACCUCAAGUGUGCGAACUUAGGAGACAUCCGCAGCAACCACGAGCCGACAGUGACGUACGAGGGUGACAACAACGUGCUGCAGCAGCAGGCCGGCAACUGGCUCCUCAGGCAGUACUCGGCCGCGCGCGCCGGGGAACUCCUCGACUGCCCCCUCGACACCGUCACCUUCCUCCGCCACCACCACACUGUCGCCAACCUCGUCUUCACCGCCAACAACACUGCGCAACUCAAGACCACACAAUUUAUAAUGUCGACUUACAAAUGGCUUAUAUGUUACCUACUGAAGCAAACAUACGACAAAUACGAAGCUCUACUUGCUAAAGGUCUAACUAAAUUCCAAGCUAAGAAUAAAUCUCAAGUAUACAGAUGGCGGAAUUUAACCAAAGCUUACUCUGAAUAUUUAGCAUUAAUGUUCAGUCUAGAAGCCAUAGAGAAGAAAGAAGAAACAUUAAAACCAGUUCUAUAUAAACUGUUCACAUUAUAUGGUCUAUGGUCUUUGGAUAGACAUUUAGUUGAACUUUACCAAGGUGGUUAUUGUGUUGGAGAAAAACCUGCGAAGUUGUUGAGGGAAGCUGUAAUGGAGUUAUGUUCGGAUCUGAAGAGUGAGAUGGUCAGUGUGGUGGAUGCUCUCGCUCCCACUGAUUUUGUCCUGAAUUCUGUCCUGGCUAAAAGUGAUGGAAGAUUAUACCAAAAUCUGCAGAAGGCGUUGGUUGGACAUCCAGGUACUUUCGAGCGUGCGCAUUGGUGGCGUCAGGUUGUACCAUCUGCUAAACUUUAAACACUACUAAAUCUAGUGUAGACAAUCUACUAACAUUUACUAAUUAUACAGUGUUUCAAAUCAAUGUCUAAACCAGCGUUUCCCAAAGUGGGCGAUAACACCCCCUUGGGGGAGUUUGAAACCUAGGAGAGGGCGAUAAGAGG